Molecule: messenger RNA, 1768 nt
Organism: Mucor mucedo
Lineage: Eukaryota; Fungi; Mucoromycota; Mucoromycetes; Mucorales; Mucoraceae
Product: cytochrome P450
Exons: 6
Coding region: 13-1593 (526 amino acids)
Molecular function (GO): monooxygenase activity; oxidoreductase activity, acting on paired donors, with incorporation or reduction of molecular oxygen; heme binding
Source: RefSeq, a predicted model, not a curated record
AUUUUAUAAAACAUGAAUACAAUUAACAUCCUAAUUGAUUCAAUUCCUCCUCGCUUCCUAGAACGCGAAAAAUUUGUACCAGUGGUCAGUAUCGCGGCCGCUACUGUCAUCUUGCUCUCUUCCUACAAAUGGCUCUCAGCAAAUAAUGAUAAUAAGUUACAAAAAGGAGCUAAGGAAAUCCCUAUUUCUGGUUCUCGUUAUCCUUAUUUUGGUCAUAUGUUUUCCUUGGGAACUUCCCCCGGCGAAGUUAUUGCUGCAUGGCAUAGAGAACUUGGCCCACUAAUCAAACUUCAUAUGGGAAUUCAAACCUGGAUUAUGGUCGAUGAUCCUAUUUUGGCUCACAAAAUAUUUGUUUCGAAUGGAGCUGUGGCUUCAAACAGACCUUAUAUGACAUUCGCGCAUAAUCAUUACGCGCUCAAGGGAAAAGGUAUUGUCUUUAGUGCUCAUACCAAAAACUGGAAAGAUGCUAGAGAAGCAGUGCUAAGUAUCAUUGCACCCAAAGUAGUCGAUAAAAAUUACAUUAAACCUAUCCAAUCCGAAGCAGCUGCUUUAGUUGACCGGUUAAUAGAGUAUUCCGGGAAGGAUAAUGGCGUAGACCCUACUGUUCACUUGCAUUUAAACUCGCUGAAUACUGUCUGUCGCGCUGCUUUUGGUAAACAUUAUUCAUUUGAAGAUCCCGAAUUUAAAACAAUGUCACACGUCAUUGAAAGAACUGUGGUAAUGGGUGCCAUGGAGCAAGAUAUACCCAACUUCAUACCCAUCAUGACCGUUGUAGAUUAUUUUUCUGGAAAACAUGCGAAAAUGAAAAACUUUAUCAAUAACGAACGUAAUCCACUUUACCGCAAGUUAAUUGCUGAGGCCUUGGAAAGACCUGGUACAAACUUUGUAAAAUCUUUGGACAAAUUCAAUUUUACUGAAGAAGAAACAAUUGUUAUCACUUCCGACUUAAUCAAUGGUGGUACCGACACUGUUUCUGUUACACUCUCUUGGGCCUUUGUCAUUAUGUGCCACUAUCCUUUAGCCCAAAGAAAAGCUGCAGAUGAAAUUGAUGCAUUUAUCAAGUUAAAUGGUCGUCUUCCUGAAUUCUCAGAAAGAACACAACUUCCUUACUGUGUCUCUAUGAUGAAGGAGAACAUGCGCUUCAGACCUAUAGGUGCCUUUGGUAUACCUCAUAAAAUGGAUGCCGAUGUGUUGGUCGAUGGAUAUAUUAUCCCUAAGGGUGCUACGGUUGUCUCUAGUAUGGAAAGCAUGCAUCAAAAUCCUAACGUUUUCGCCGAACCAUUAAAAUACUAUCCCGAGCGAUUCAUGAACAAUCUCAAAACAAUGGAUGCAGCCGCCAAGGGUAAAAUCGAAGAACGUGAUCAUUUUAACUUUGGUUGGGGAAGACGUAUGUGCCCUGGUAUCUAUAUGGCUGAAGUAGAAUUAUUCACUUCAUUUAUUCAAGUAUUAUCCAAGUGUACGAUUGAACCUGUCAGAGACGCCAAUGGAAAAGAGCAGUUGCCGGACAUUGAUCAUCCUGUAACCGCUGGUUUGGUUCUUUUGCCCAUUCCUUACAAGGUCAAUUUUGUUGAACGAACCAAUUCUCUUAUUUAAAAGUUAGAAAUUGUUCCAAUUAUACACCCUCGUAUGACAAAGAGAUCGACCUUUACAUUAAUAAAAAAAACAGGCUGUUUUUAGAUGCUUAAUAAGUCUAUUAUUGUUACCUUUUAAAGUUUACAUCCAAUUAUAUGAUGUCUUUUUUUAUUUUGCAAAAAAUAAAUAUUAAAAA